GCAUUUUUGUAAGAUAAAUACCCAUAUUUUAAAUGUAAUAAACACUUUUGCUCACUUCUGCUGACUGUGGUACGUGGACACCGUCCAGGCGGAUGACGUAGGAUGUCAGCGUCGUGCGCGCCCCUGAGAAAUGCAGGAGCAAAGGAAACAAAGUUUCCAUACUUUAGCAAAGGAAAACCAGUCUCCUCUUGACUUAUAUCGAAAUCCUCCAACAUUUUUCUUUACAAAUCCUCAUUUUCCUAAUUCGUGACCGGUGUUUUGUUUUGUUCUCUCUCCACGCUCGUCACUAAUCACGCAACUCCGAAGUCCCACGUCAUCCAAGUGAGAGAAAAGUGCUUUUUACGUUUGAAAUAUGGAUAUUUAUCUUACAAAAACAUGUUGCAGGCAAAUGAAAUGGAAAGAAAUUAAAUAAGAGGGCAAAACAUCAAAGAGUUUGGGGAUGGACUCUUUUGAGUUGGGUUUGUAAAUAACCACCCAGCAUACCUUAUGUCAAGUCUAUUCAAUUCCCGGUACGGUAUUAAGAUGGCUUACUUGAGGCCAUGCAAGGCUGUAAGACACUCUAAUCUCUGGAGGUGAGUCUUGAGCAUCUAGACUUCUGAGACUACAGGAGAUGUGGCUAAGGAUAGCUCCUCUAAGGGGAUUACUGGAAGUGUGAGGGAGUGUCCUAUGACACGCAUGACAAGCCAGCGCUCAAGGAUUAGGCCAUUAGUGAUUAGUUGAGUCACACCACAGGCACCAAGGACACAGCCACUCUCAUAUCUGCCACUCUUACACUCUGCAACCCAGACCUACAGCUUCCACUAGAAACCAUGUCGAAGGAAAAACUGGAAGGCUUGGUGAAGCGCAUGGAGGUGACCCUCGUGGAGAUGGAGCAGCUGAAGCUGCACUGUGGCCGGCAGAGCGAGGAGCUGAGCCAGCUGGUGGUGGAGCUCCGCAGGGAGAACCAGGAGCUCACGGAGAAGUACAACCAGCUGGCCCAGGACAUGAAGGAGGCCAAGGAAAUCAUCGAGCAGUUGCAGGACACCAAGUACGCUUUUGACGCAAAGGAGAGGCAAGCCCAGAAGCUCAGCCGACAACUCUGAAAAGACCACAAAAGGACUGACGACCCAAUGUUUACUAGGUGCACGAUGGGAAUAUUUUUGAUUACAGAGACUUGUUACAAAGGAGUGAAGGAAACUACAUGGACUUGGAAACGUAUUUAAUAAUUACACACUGUGUGCAUCUGCUGGUGUGUUUUAGGUCCAGGAGUGAACCAAUGUAAAAUAUGCUGAUGUUAAUGUACCUUAGUUCACCCCUUAAAUGUUUGGUUUCUGUGUAAUGAAAGAAUGGCGGUCUGCAAUUUUUUGCUAACAGAAAAUCCUAGAUUACGGUUGAAGAAGGUACAAAGCCAUGAUACUAGAAUCGUUAAGCUGCCAGUAUUUGAAAAAUGAGGUAGUUGUGAAACUGUGGCAAUGACGAAGCAUAUUGUGAAGUGAACCCCUGUCAUUUAACAAAUUAAAAUCACACUCUGGUGGAUUAAUGCCUGAACACAUGGUCGACCUACAGAGGGUUAUCUAACCAAAUGUAAAAUGGCUGAAUCCUGCUGGCGACUGUACAUGUGAGUCAGUAGUUUUAAAGCAAUCAUGGAAACACUCUUUUUUGGACCCUAAAUCCAAAGGGUGGUGGUUCGGUUAUAGAUCGCGCCAGCAUGGGUUUUGGUGCCCUGUAUAGCUGCAAAGUUUAUAUCCAAAUGUAUCCUUUUCCAGGUAAUCGGUUUAGAAAGAUGACUAGAUCAAGCUUUGCCAUGUGCAUGGAUUUUCAAAAUGCCUUUGAAUGAAGACCUUGAUUUAUGGUUAUCCUCAUCUUAUACUCUCAACAUUACAUAAACCAAUCACUCCUUAUGCAUUAGAGGCUUUUCUAAUGCAUUUUUGGGCCCUGUCACAAUAUGCAAAGCCAGGUAUUUAGGGGAAAAAAUAGUUAUGCUGAUAGUCCAUCUAAACCUAAUAAAACAGCUCCAGUAAUUGGCCUGUUCCUAAAGUCAAGAAAACUAUCCAAUUUGGGAAAUUUAGAGGUACUUCCUUUAGUGAAGUGUCCACUAUUGGUGCAGUGGUUUCACAUUGAAAAUGCCUUCUAAUUUGAAUGAGAAAUUUGUAAAAUAUUGGUAUAAAUUAUAAUUCCAGAUUAAAAUCAGUGAUUUUAUCCUUGUAUCUUUUAGCAGACCCAUACCUUAAUAUGUCCCAUUCAUGAAAUAUUUUGAUACUGGCAAAAUAAGUAAUUUCGCUGUAGUGCACUGUGGGGAAAACACUUGCAUAGCACCCUGAAUG
Messenger RNA from Onychostoma macrolepis, 2303 nucleotides. RefSeq names its product golgin subfamily A member 3-like. The record is from RefSeq and is a predicted model, not a curated record. The transcript has 2 exons. Lineage: Eukaryota; Metazoa; Chordata; Actinopteri; Cypriniformes; Cyprinidae. The coding region runs from base 810 to 1082 and encodes 90 amino acids.